Molecule: messenger RNA, 17327 nt
Organism: Pan troglodytes (chimpanzee)
Lineage: Eukaryota; Metazoa; Chordata; Mammalia; Primates; Hominidae
Product: F-box/WD repeat-containing protein 10-like
Exons: 2
Coding region: 16546-17277 (243 amino acids)
Source: RefSeq, a predicted model, not a curated record
UUGUGUCAAAAAAAAAAAAAAAAAAAAAAAAAAAAAAAAAAAAGAAGAAGAAGGUUGUUUACUCCUUCUUCAAGUUCUGUGGAGGCCAGUUGGAUUCAAAGAUAUUAGUGUUACGAAAAGCCCUUUUAGAAGAGCACACAUGAAUUUAAUUUAUCGAGAUAGGCCAUUUUAUGUGGAAGUUUAGUUUCUGACCUUUGUUGAAGUCACAGAAAAUGAUGUGGCUCAAUUUUGGUGUUUAAAUCAAUGUGCACAAGGGCAUGAAUGAAAACUGGGUAGGCUGACAAGCCAUGCAAACGAAAAUGAAGCUAUUUACCCAGGAUGCCAUGAUCACUCUCAGCAUCCAGGCACCUGAAGGAAUCCUUCCCCUUCUGGCACGAGGAGCCCUCAAUCAGUGGACUUCAGAGCUUUCUUGUGUUAUGGGCACAGGUACUCCAAUUGCAAACUGUGUGAAAUUUAUUUUCCUGUUAUGUUUCAUUUUUUCCUAAAACAUUUAUAACAAAAGUAAUAUACAUCCAAUUCAGAAAACUGGCAAUUCUAGAAAAUCACAAAGAAGAAAUUCUUCAUGAGUUAUUCGGAGAAACAUACUAGUUGAUAUCUUCUCAGCCUUUUUCCAAUGAUAUAACUACUUAAAAAAAAUUGAGAAUAUGCUAAAUUGUGGUUUUAUUCCCUGAUUUAUUUCAAUAUAUCUUAAUAAUUUCCCCAGGCUAUUAAAUAUAUUUUUUGCAUCAACAUCAUUAAUAUUUAUAACACACAGUGGCUUAUUCUUUGGAUACACCACAAUUAAUUCAACCAAUAUACUUUUUUUCAGACAUUCAGUCUUUUUCCAUUUUUAAAAAUCAAAAAGCAUGUUGGGAUAAAUAUCUUAUGGGUAGACUUUUGUUCACAGCUCUGGUUAGAAGAAAUUGCGAAGAUAAAUUCCUAGAUGUGAAACUGCUAAGUCAGAUGAUACGCACAUGUUGUAGGGAUUUUGACACGUACUGUCAGGCUGUACUCCAGAGAGUUUGCACAAGUUUACACUCCCACCAGCACUAUAUGAGAGCACAAUCUUCUAGAACCUGUAUCAACACUGGCUGUGACAUUAAAAACAAAGCAAAACAAAAAAUAAAAUUUGCCAAUAGGAUAGAUUAAAAAACAGUAUUGAGUUUCUUAAAAAAAAAAACCUUAAAAUAAGACAAGUUUACUGAGAUAGCAUUACCUCAUUUUAGCAAUAAGAAACUGAGACUCAAAGCAAGUAAAAUAACUUGGAAACAGGACCUAUACUCAGGCUCAUUUGUUGGCUCAUCAGUUUAACCCAGAGUCUCCCAACUGUAUGUGGGGCACACUGGUGUAAUACAACUUGCUGAGCUUCUUCUUUCCUGGGUCUGCUGAGGGCCUGGGGUGGCUGGAGUCUUGAGUUGGGAUGCAAUCACCUGGGAGGAGCUUCCUGUGGGCUUAAAAGCACCUUCAGUUUACUCCAUUAUGCAAAUAGCCUAAUACUGCAUUCCCUGAAAUCGAAACAACUGUAUAUAAUGUGGUGAGCAAGACAGGUGUGGUCCUUGUCCUGGGGGCACUGAUGCUGUAGUGGUGGUCAGUUCGUGGCCAAGGCAAGCAUGUGUGGCACAGCAGGGAACACGGGGCAGUCAGGGGCACCUAACCUAGUUUAUGCUGGGUGGUGGACAGGGGGUGUUUCUAGGAAGAAGUGAUGUGUAAACUGAGACCCGAUGGAUGGGUGGGAGAUGGGCGGAAAGGGUGGAGAAGAGAGUUGCAGGCAGUGGGAACAGUGUGUGAGAAGGCCAAAGAGGAGAAGAAUGGCAAGUUUAUGUUCCACAUAUCUGGAGAGUAGAAUGAGGGUGGGAGGUGUCAAGAGAGCACAGAAAUUAGGAAGGCCACAUACAGAGACCUCUGGGCAAAUGCAGACUCAGUGAAGUCUUCCAGAUUUUAAAAAGUGGAAGAAAAUGAUCAGAUCUGCUUUUUAGAAGGACUACUCUGCCUGCCAUGUGGAAGUCAGCAAAGAGAGACAAGCAUUUGUUUAAUUCACCUCACAAGAGAGGCUCAAGUUAGGCAUUUUAAAGGAAGAAGAAUCGUGGGCACACCACCACAUAAUUUUUAUCAAAUGCUUCGUUGAGAGAAACAGCCUUCAGCUAGCUUGUAUCUUUAAUCUAUCUUCCAGAUUUCCUAAAAUGCAUUGGUGGAGCACAUUAGAAGCAGAGAGCGGGCCCUCCUCUCCCACUGAACGGCUCUUUGGUCUAAUGACAUGAGGGUGAUCAUGGUUUGCACUUUAAGUUCUGUUAUUCUUGGCUCCACUUUGUCUCUUCUUAGUCUUCUUUUUCUGGACUAUUUUGUCACAUUUUACAUACAUUUACAAGUUACUUGAACUCUUGUUUGAAAUAAGGCAGAGGAGGCCGGGCGCGGUGGCUCACGCCUGUAAUCCCAGCACUUUGGGAGGCCGAGGCGGGCGGAUCACGAGGUCAGGAGAUCGAGACCAUCCUGGCUAACACGGUGAAACCCCGUCUCUACUAAAAAUACAAAAAAUUAGCCGGGCGUGGUAGCGGGCGCCUGUAGUCCCAGCUACUCGGAGAGGCUGAGGCAGGAGAAUGGCGUGAACCCGGGAGGCGGAGCUUGCAGUGAGCCGAGAUCGCGCCACUGCACUCCAGCCUGGGCGACAGAGCGAGACUCCGUCUCAAAAAAAAAAAAAGAAAAAAAAAAAAAAAAAGAAAUAAGGCAGAGGAAAAAAGUUAAAUAAAGGGGUAACUAGAGGAUUUUCUUUAGAAUAUUUGUAUACAAUGAGACAUCAGUGAAAAAAAAGUAAAGGACUCUCUUUGGAACUGUUAAGUAGAAGGAGGACAAACAAUAAUAAUGGUUUUGGAAUAAAGAGAGAAUAUAUCAAAUAAUAUGUGGGUUAUUAAGUUUGAUUUACCAUGAAAUCUUUAAAUAUCAUGGUUAUAUUCAGGUUGUUGAAGUUUAGCUGUUUUAAUCAAGAGAUCUAUCUUUUAGAUAGAAAAAGGUUAGAAAAGAGUGUUCAUUUUUCAUCUCAGUUAAACACAACUAUGAUUUUCUGCCUUAGUGCUCAUAAAAUGUGGUCAGAGCUAAAUCUCAGAGAUCUCAAACACUAUUAUGUCAAAGACUGAUUUCUUGUUAUUUUAGGUCAAUUAGUCUAUAUACUCUUUCUCUUAAUCAUACCAUUCAGACUUUGAUUAAAAAAACAAACAAAAACCAUCAGCUCUUCCCAUUCCUAGAUGGAUUUUUGAAAGCAUCCCAAGCCUGGAGACGCACACAGGCACACACACAUACACACCUGAGUUUUCUCCUUUCAUAAUUUAUUCAAUAUUUAAAUUUUUUGUGGAAUAUGUUUUUUUUAUUAGUCCUUUUACUCCUUUUUAUCAUUUAAAUUCCUUAGCAGUUUGCUUCCAGUUCAAGUGUUACUCUGACAUCUGGUUUCUAGAAGCAAGAUGAGGAGAAGAAAGGCUAAGCUGGCCUUCUUGGGUGUCUCUGGGCUCAGUUACCUUAGGAAAGAGGGCCUCAUUGGAAUUUCUGGGUAGAUCCUCCACACCAUGAUUCUAAGUGUGGCUCCUGGACCAUCAGCAUCACCUGGGAACUUGUUAGGAAUCCACGUGGUCUGGAAGCUCUCUGAGAUUUGAUAACUACUAUACCAUUACCAAUGUGAUGCUGGUCCCCAUCUGGCCAAGCUACAUAUGCUGAGCCAACAUAAGCCGCUCCACUCCAGUGCUGACUGCGGCCGGCCUGGUUAGGUCACCCACUUUCAGUUGUCUUUCAUUAUAUAUCUCUUGGCAUGUUCUAGUGGAAGAAUAGAGGGCUGUGAACUAGCUCUGUUAUCAAUUAGCAGAGGAACUUUGGAUGUAUCCUUAGACUUCUGACUUGCCUGCACUAUCUACUUUGUUUUAAUUUAAUCAUACAGCUACAAGUGUUUUGAUCAUUAAAAGUACUUAAAGGGCAAGAUGAAGCAAGUGUGGUAAAAGUCUUGAUAGUUGUUGAUUCUGGGCCAUGAGUAUGUUGAGGGUCCACUGUACUCACUCUACUAUUCCAUCUGUUGGGAUUUUUCAUAAGAAAUAUGUUUUAAAAAUACUUUAAUACUUUUUAUUAUUAGUGCUAAAUUCUGGUUUCCUCAUGGAACCAUAACUAAGCAUGCUGAGUAGGAUCAGGUGGUCUGCAUUCUAGUUCUGACUCUGAAGUUAACUAGUUAUUUAAAAGUGGGUAACUUAUUUAACCUCUCUGGUCCUUGGUUUCCUCAACUGAAAGGGUGUAUUAUGGCUCUUUCAAUGGCAAGACUGAAACUUUCAAGUCAAACUUGCUUAGGUAAAAAGGCUCAAUAAAAAGACAAUAGGGAAGGCGGGUUUCUACUUGUUUAGCCGUGUGAUCUUGAGCAAAUUAUUUAAUCUGUUGGCCUUAGAUUCUUCAUCUGUAAGAUGGGAGGUAUUAUAGAGUUGUCUUAAGAAUUAAAUACAAUGAUGUAAAUAAAGCACUUAAAAAGUGCUUGUUAAAUGAGCACAUAGUGUUGACUUGUUCAUUCAUUCAUUCAUUCAAAUUUCUCAUUGCCUAGAUAGCCACUAUGCUAAGUGUAGCUGUACAGCAGUGAACAAAACAGCAAGAGUUUAGUCUAGAAAGGAAGACAGACCUUAAACAAACACAUGUAACUACCAUGAACUCUCCAAUUGUAAAAUCAGCUACAAGAAAGAACAGAUGAAAUAAGACAGAAUAAUUUAAAUAGGAAGGACCUAUUUAAAUAGAGCUGGAGGGAGGGGCUGAUAAACUUGCCAUAAAUUGUUUCCCCUGAUUUAUUUUGUCAGACUUAUAAAGACUUAUGAAUACACCACUAUUUUUAUCUUCAAUUUUAAUUUUACUUACAAUUUAAUUUUAUUAUACCAAAUUACAAAAAGUGGUAUAUUGAAAAGCUAGAUUGAUCACAUACAAAACAUGUUUUUUAAAUGUUGGUGCUCUUGCACUGCUGCAACAGUAGCUGUAAUGGCCUUUUAUUAAGAACAGAGGAAUUAAUAUCUCUGUGAGUGAUUCUUGCUGGAUUGAAUUUAUAUAAGAACAAUCUGAAAUAGAGUUGAACAGGGUGUGAUAAUAUUGCAAAAAAAGUUCUAAUUUUCAACAACACAGAAUAAAUGUGUGAAUAAGAAAAACAGCACUAUUUGAUGGGGGUGGGCAGAAAAAGACUAAUUUUCUUGAACAAAAAAAUUCUUUUAUAUUCAUUCACUCAUGCAUGCAAAUAGGUUCAUGGUUCAUGCUGAGGGUUGAAUGAUGAUUUAUUUCAAAACUCAUAUACAAAACUGAAUUACAUUUUAAAUUAAGAUGUCUUUCUACUGAGCAUCACUGCUUGAGAUUUUUCUACCUCUGCCUUUCCUGCCCAAGGCUACUGUAGAAAAGAAACUGAUGGAUUGAGAGUGGGGAAAAAUUGGUCCACAUAUUUCUAUGAAUUAUUUUUUUCUCCUUUUUAAAUAUAACAUUGUUUUGUUUACUAAACAUCAGCCCUUACAUAGCUCUACGAAAGUAUAAUUUUCUACAGAAAUUAAGAACAAAUAAGAGAGAAACAAGAUUUAAUUUGGUGCCUAUUUAUUGCACUUAAUAAAUGUGAUUUAAAUUACCUGACUUUUAAAUAACUUCCUGGAAAAAUGUGGCCUUUCUGUUAAGUAAUGUCUCAGAGAAGCCUAUGAAAUGUUAAGUCCAGAAAGCUUUAUAUUUUGAGCAGCUCUGCAGGUAAUUAGUUUAGACAAAAAUUAAUUUCAUACUUCUUGGUCAUUCUUCCACAAUAAAUGACUUUGAAAUUACAAAAUAAAAUAUCCUUUCUUCAAAAACAAAAGAAAAUGCAAAACCUUAAUCAAACCAAGACAAUUUAACUUUAAUUUCCUGCGUAAAUCCCACAUUGGAGCUUGGAAAUGAGUUUCUGGAGAAAGCCUCUACAGAAAACUGUUUUGAAAAUGUCUCCCCAGAAUCUUAUUUAGGAGUUUUCUAUUUCUGAACAUGUCUCAAGUUAUAGAUAUUGUAGAGUGGCAGACGACUGAUGUAAAUUCAGAACUUAAGGAAAUUGUGAAGAAAAUGAGAAAACAAAACCUAUUUUAAAAGAAAAUUAAAUUUUAAAACAUGUUUAAAAGAAAUGCGAAGAAUGUAAGAAGAAAAUAUAUUUGGCAUAAUUACAUUCAGAACGUGGAGAUUGUGGUUUCACACACACAGACACCUUUUUAUUUAUUUAUUUAUUUAUUUUAAGAAAUGGGGUCCCAUCUCUAAAAAAUGCUCAAACUCUUGGUGUCAAGUGAUUCUCCCACCUCAGCCUCCUGAGUAGCUGCGAUUAUAGGCAUGCAUCAUGAUGUUCGGUGCAGAGACUGUGGUAUUAUAUUAAUAAUUUUUUUCAAGGAAGAAAACAAACCAGAUCUACGCUGAAUGAGUUUUGAAAGCUGACUGAAAGAAUCCUGUUAAUCUAGAAGGAAGAGAAGAAAGAUUGCCUAUAAAAGAAAAAAGAAAAAAAUACCAAAAUGAAUCUCCCUCAUUGCUGACCACUGAGAUUCAGCCUUCUUAUUCAGAGGGGAGUACGUGGUGAUCCCUGAAUUAUGCUACACCAAUUCAUCUUAAAUUAAGGGUAAUUUGUACAAAGACUUAGGAAUUUUUAAGGAGGAGUGAUUCCUAUUGUCCCAGCUAUGAAAAUCAGAGUUUCCAGCAUUGUAGUCCAAUCUCUUAGUCUGUUUUUCUAAUUCCUUGAGGGCAGGGACCAACUACCGAAUCCCUCCAUUACUCCUGGAUCCCAUAACACCCAGUGCCUGCCACGUGACAGACACAUACCUUUCCUUUCUCCUGAUUGAGCCAGAUAGUUGAAUUCUCUGAUCUGCCUCCUUAUUUUUAAUUUAUAGGACUCUACUUAAAAAAUAGCUUUGUUCACCUGCACCAAAUAGCGUCAAUGAAUUUUAAAGAGUCUUUGAAAAGCUUAAAUAAAACACAAUUUAUAAAGAAUGAAGCUGGGAAAUAAAACUAUCCAUCUCUGCUGCUUUGGAGACUGGCAGCUGCGUGCACGUGCAGCUACCCGGAGGUAUAGUGCUGACCUCUUACUCCAUCUCCUUACCUGCCCCUUGGGACCAGGACCUUUGGCCAGGGACCAUGUUUACAAAUGCAGACAUCUACAAGGACCAGCCUGGCACAGCAGGCCAAACAAAAAAUGCUUCUUCAGGAUUUGGUCUAUUGGCCAUUAUUUUGCCAUCUCUGAUCUGUUCUGUGAACGUGUCUAAUUAACUGUGCAUCUAGCUCCUUUGCCCUAGAAUUGGCCCCCUUACCCCCUGAAACACUUCUCUCCAUCUUUUGUAUGGCCAUCUCUUACUCAUCCUCUAAGACUCAGCUUAGACAUCAAAAAACUCCUCCAAGGACAUUUUCUCUCUCCAUUCUCACCUUCCUGAGCCCCUCCACAUGGUUGGUCUCCAUGUCUGUCCCCAAGCUCUCACAGCACUUCUUAGACCUCAUGCUAACAUGAGCUGCUGCCAUGGCUGCCCAUCCCCUUAUGCUGUGUUUUUUCAGUGCAGUGACUUUGCACUACUCAUCUUUAUAUUCUCUGAACUUAAGAAUGGUGCCCAAAUGAACCUUUACAAACCAUGCAAAAGAGAGAACGCUAUGGUAUGACUUCCACUCAUCUAACACCAACCAAUGAAAACAGCAUUUAAUUGUGUCCCAUCUUUUCACAUCGUCUUAUGUGAAAAGAGAGGAAUCAAAGUGAAGAGACAUUAGGCAAAAUGACCCUAGAUUAUUAGUAAAAGAUAUUUGCUCCUAAAACAUAUGUUUUAAUUGGCUACAAGUGAUAGACUAAGUUACUAUGACAGUUAACUCUUCAUAUUCAUAUUUAUUAGACUAUCUGGGCAUUUUCCGAUUAUACAAAGGGAGAUGAGAACAGAAGAAUCCUUCAUCCCUAGGAAUACUGUCACAGCUCACAACGCUUGAAAAUAGUCACAAAUGCUUUCUUUUUUCUCAUGAUGAGAGAAAGGAGUGUAACUUUCAGAAAAUCCCAGCAGCGUUCCUCUUGUUCAACCAUUGUAAUGACUAAGCAUGACAAUAUGUACAAAAAGUUUUUGUGAACUCUUCAUACCAUGGUUAAUAGAGAACAGUUUUAUUUUAAGAACAAGUUCUCUACAUUAACACCACUAUUAUUAAGUUGAGGCCAAAUUUGUUCUUCCUGCCACUUCACUGGUUAACACUACAAAAAAAGAAAUUUCUAUACUUAUAAAAUGUUUAUGUUCUUAUUACAUUAGCAAUAUAUACACACCAAGAGACUAAUCAUAACAACCCUUAGAAACUCUGCAGAGCUUUAGCCUGGCUGGGUACCCGUCUGCUAGACUAGUGUGCCUGGGUGAUGAAUAAUAUCCACAGCUCCCCUGCAGCCCACAAAAUGUUUACAUUUGCUUAAGUGCUUACUGGUAAAACCCUCAGUAAAUUUGAAAAAUGUCUCCUGUAAAGCCCUAUAAUACUUAAGCUAAACCCUGUUCUUUAAGUUAAUAAUGCCAAAUAAACAAUCCAUUCAUUUCAUUUCUAAAACUCCAUCUUCAUCAUUCAUUUCAAAACCAGGUAUUGACUGACCCCAAUUCCAAGUGUUUUAAUUUAUCCUCUCUAAAUAACCUUUUGCUCUGCUCUUAUCGUGCAAUCUCUCCUGCUUACAGCCCACACCUAAAGCUUACAUGUUAUGGAUCACUCUCAUCUGAUCCAUUAAGUUGGAAAAACUAAUGCUGACAUGUAUUAUUUCCCUGUCAGCGUCACCAAGCUGGAAAAUAGAUAAUUCAAAAGAGACAUAAUCAAAAUACAGAUGUCUCUGAAAUAACAAGAAGAAAGGCCCAGUCCUGGCUCCGCCUGCAGGAAGCUUUCACUGUCCACUCUGUUCUUCUUCUUUGUCUGACUUUCCAGAGAAAUUCUUGUUUGUACUGAUCUAUUCAUUUCAUUCAACACAUAUUUCUGGGCUGCCUUAUGCUGUCUGUUAAGCAUUUUAUACAUGUGGCUAGUUUUUCACCUAGAUUAUAAAACUUUGAGCAUUAUAAAAACAAAACUGACAGUGCUUGUACAUUACAGGUGAUCAAUACACUCUUGAUGAAUUGAAGAAAAUAAUUAUUUGAUUCUAAAAUAUUUAAAAGAAACAGUAGGCCUUGACGUCCUUAAGAAAUAUUAAAUUAGGAUAGACCAGCAAAAAGGAUAUCACUAAAAAUAUAUAUAUAAGAUACCUUAAAAAUAUAAGUCUGAAGGACCUCAGGUUUGAUAAAAGAUGGUAGAUGAACGGUGUCUACAUCUCUCUGUCUUCUCUGAAAACAAGGAGAACAUGAACAGAAACUCCAAUUUUAACCGAACUAGGAAACACAUCUCUGAAGCGAAAUUAAGACUUGGUAAAUAUUAAGAAUCUCUUUGGCUUUAAUUAUAACACACAGAAAGAAUUUGACAUAAUGUGUUUGUUGAAAGUUGGGGAGGUGGAUUAUAGCUAGAAAGUUACAAAGCAGAAUCAUAGCUUUAGAUACACAUCUGGCCAAGUGCCAUGUAAAGUCCCGUGGAAGCUGCCCUGGAUCCUUCCCUUUGCCUUAAGUACUUUUGUCCUCCCAUUCCCAUCCCUAAUGCUUAAUUGUCCUUAUAACCCUUUCCUUUGCCCCAGGGAAAUGGAACUAUGAGGCCCAAGCUGGAGCAAUCAAAUUUUCUCUCAUAAAGAUUUGGAAUUGGGACAGGGAACUCAGCUGGAGGACCUAGGGGCUAAGGCUGAGGUUGCCAUUUUGAUAUGAGUCCAUUUAAGUGAAGAGUGGUUGGAAGGGCCGCCAUGCAGAGAGAAAAAUGCAGUGAAAGUACAGAGAAAAGCAGAGAUGAAUGGUGAGGCUGGAAGCUGAGCUGCAACUAGUGAAGUGGUGAGCAGGCCACCCUUUCCAGAAGUCGGCUACAAAGAGGAGAAAUAGAAGAGUAACUGGAUGGAGCAGCGAAUUUAAUAGAUUUUUGUCUAAGACAGAAGGACAACCUGUCAAAUAUGAAGUCAGAAGAGAAGGAACCAAUGAGGCAACAGGGCUGGCAGAGGUGCUGGGAGAGCCCUCAGGCCCCACAACCUCCAUUCAGGCCAGCUGGUCUCCAGGUCUUACAGCACGGAAGACCAUAAGACAGAAAAGGGGUCCCAAGGACCCCCGGAAACAUUCCAAAAUAGGUGUUAGACUCUGGCAGCUAUAAUCUGCUAGGGCAAAACACCUAGUUUUAUCCUCCUGAGAAGAACUGAGGUAUAUUUUAGAAGAAAUAUUAGGAACGUUCACUUUCAACCACUUGUCUCCUGCUGUCCCCUCCUCUUGGCCACCCUAAAACUACUUAAUCCUUUUAUCCUAUUAGGACCAGUGUUGCAAGCAGAUAUGCAGCUUCGUUAAGUAGAAGGUGUUCAAGGACACUGGCUGCCUGUGUGAUAUGUAAGAGGUACAGGGAAGGGAGUUACUAGUGAUGAUAUAAAACUGGCAAAGAAAUGGGCUCAGAGGUGUCAGAAACAAACUACUUGAUUUGGCCUCUGCCAAGUCCCACUUACCAGUAUGAGUAUCCAGAAUGGAAGCCGUGGGUCCCUGAGGCUGUGAGGUGGCUGCGCUGACACAGCCUAAGGAGAACAGAUGCAGUGGUUUCGCUCCAAGUAAUAGGGAUAAACUCCAUGGUGAGAAGCUGACAGCGGAGGUUAAGACAGCUCCAUUGUGACCCCUCUGGAGCACUUUUCUCCAGACUUCCUCACAUGUAGGAGCUCUUUAGCCAAAUGCACCACGACUCUAGAUUUAUCCAUGAGCAUCUGGGAUGCUUCCUAAGUGAUGUGAUGUACAGUGUACUCAAGUUCAUCAAGUGGCCCCGAGCCAUUAAAGACUCUGAUAAAUAAUUCUAUCAUAAAGGCCCCAGAGCUGACAUAAAAAGCAGAAAGCCACGGGGUCAAGUGUUUCCACAGGAACUACAUUUGGUAAAUAGAAGCUGUAAAAGGGUGUUUCUAUUAACCACUUGCAAUUAUUGUAAGGCCACCGUCUUUUCUGGAAUGGAUGGUCAAAAUAGCUAAUAAUUUCUUGUGUCCCUGGAAGUUUUAGGAUGAAUUUAAAUAGGAGGAAAACAGGGAGACCAGUAUUUUCCCAAACAUGAUAAGACAAUCUUUUUUUUAAACUAUAAGUGAUACCUCAGACAUAUGGAGUUGGUAUUUUCUUUUUUUUCCUUUUGUGUCUGCUCCCAGACUAGAACUAAACAACCAAAGUAAAUGCUUGGCACACUCUCAAGGAAGCACAGCUCUGCCUUGCACCAGUGCCAGAAGCCCCUAGAACAGUGACGGAGGCAACCAGAUGAAGAAGACGAGACAUUCCUCUCCCAGCAGUGUGAGAGACACCUGGCGACUGCUGGCAGGAAUCAGCAUUUCACACAAGCAAUCAACAUAACUAAAACUUAAGUACUGUCCUCUGUAUUCUCCUUGGGAAAAUGAAACAAAUGACAAUGUCAUUGCAUUGAUUUUGUUGUCAUUAAAUGGUAUUUUAGCUAUAAACAUUUUCCCCUUUGAUUUGCAAAAAAAAAUUAUAGAAAAUUUCUAUGUUGCUUAAAAUGUAAAGGGUUUUUACUGUAACUAUUUCAAAAACAGUCAAUUAUCUUACUAUUCCUUGUUUAUUACAUAUAUUCAAGGUCACUUUCUCCAUCAUUUGAAACAACAUAGACAAAAGGGAGCUCAGUAACAAACAGGCAAGCAGCACCAAGACUGGCACUCAAAGCUGUAUUAGGACCAGAUGCAUUUUCAAUUUCUUGAAACAGUGGAGCUGCAGUUUAUUCAGUUUAUUUAGGUCAGCCCUAAGGUGAAACUACAUUAUAUUCAAAAUUAUCCUUUAAAAUCCCCUGAACUCAUCCAUAAAGUACAUGGAAGGUUAUGUAUGUACAAUUCUGGAAAAUAAUGACUGUGUUCACUAGAGUUUGAGAAUCACUCAGUUAAAUUAAGAGGGAACAAAAGAAAAGCCUAUAUUUAGAUGGCUGGGCAUUCAAACCAUUCUGCCUUUAAGGAGACUCUCAGUAGAGGAGAGGUGGAGAAUUCUAUGGGGUUCUGUUUCCCUGCGGGGUUUACUCUAUUAUUCUUCAUGCUACAAGCAUCGGCAGGCUGGCUAAACAGAAAUGUAUUUCUGUUGGUGCUGGCUGUGAGGAUUUGACUGAACAGGGGAGCUGCACCUUCUCUGGGAUUACGUUCUAAUGUCACCUCUGCUCCUCUCCCUUAUAAUGAAUUACAGGUAGACAGAGCUAUAGCACUGUAACAAAGGUGAAGAUACACAUAGGCAAUAGAGACGGGAACAUUUCAGAGAAGAGUAGGCAAUGGUAGCCAGCCUGAAUUUUGAGCUGAGUAACAGCAGAACUUCACUUCUGCUGUGACCACCCUGGUCCAAGCUAUCAUCAAGUCAUGGCAGGAGCUGCCCCAAGUCUCUCUCCUGGGAUUCUAUGGUCUAUUUUACCCAGGCAGCUGAGGGGUUCUUUUAACCUAAAUCUGAUCACACCAGCCCCAUUUGUACAACUCAUUUCUGGCUUCUCCCACUGCACAUGGAGUUCCAGCCCUUCUGACUUCAUCUUGUGCCACCCUGCCCCUUGUUCAUUAUGUUCUCACCACACUGGCCUUUCUAUUUAUAGUGUCAGGUAGAAGCCCACUCUGGCCACCAUACGUUCCCCCAGAUCUCUGCAUCACUCUCCUUCAGUUCUCAACUCCAAUCCACUCCCUCCCAGUGCCUUCCCGCUCUGGAGUGCUCUCUCCCAAUUGUUCUGUAUUAUCAUUCUGUCUCUUUCCUUGGCACCAUUGAUGCCCACCUAGAAUGAUCUUUUAGAGCUCAACUGUUCACUGGCUAAAGUUCUACCUUCCCCACCUGACUGGAAUGAAGGCAGGGAUCAGGUCAUGCUGGUCAUAUUCCAGCAUUUAGCACAGAGUGUAACAUCCAGAGAUGCUGAGGACACAAUUCUGAAAAAAGUAGUAACAAUGAUGACAGCAGUAUCAUUUACUGACGGCUUUAAAAGAACAGUCGUUUUCUCACAUAACUCUAUGAGGUGGAAGGCACGAACCUCAUUUUAUAGGCAAGGAAACAGAGCCUCAGAGAAGUUUAGUAAUAUGGUCAGGCUUGCAUGGUGAAGCAGGCGGAGGAGCUAGGCUUUGAUUCCAGGCAGUCGGACCCCAAAAUCUUAUGUUCUACAACAUUCUAUUCCCCAAGGAAAAACCAAGUGCUCUGAAAAUCUAGUCUAAAACAGACCAUAAUUUUCAAUACACAAAUUUACCCAUUGCAAGUGUACAGUUAGUUCUGAGUUAAAAAAAAAAAAAGGUAAACAUAGCGUAACCACCACCACAAUCAAGAUAUAGAACAUAUAAAUUUAUCUUUUCAAAAAGUUUCUUAUGCCCCUCUGUAGCCAAUUCCCUCCUGUCACCCCGCCCCCGCCACCCCCCACCGCCCCGUUCCCAGUAACCACUGAUCUUACUUUUGUGCCUAGUUUUGGCUUUCCAAAAUGUCAUAUAAAUGGAAUCAUACGACAUGCUGUCGUUUGUCUCUGUCUUCUUUCACUUAACGUAGUGCUUUUGAAACACACCCGUGUCACUGCACGUACCAGUGGUUUGUUCCUUUUAAUUUCUGAGUAGUAUUUCAGCCGUAAUUUGUUUAUCUAUUCAUCAACUGAGGGAUGUUUAGGUUGUCUUUAGUGAUAUUUAAGCUAAUAUUCAUAUACAGAUCUUUGUAUGGACGUGUGUCCAUGCAUACAUAGGAAUGGGAUUGUAUGGUAAAUUUUGUUUAAAUUUAUUGAAAUCUGCCAAACUGUUCUUGGAAUUGAUUGUACCAUUCUGCAUUCACACUAGCAAUAUAUGAGAGCUUCAGGUAUUCCACACCCUUGUCAGCACUGCAUUGUUGUUUUUAAUAAAUGUUAAUUAUGCUAAUAGGUGUGUAGUGGUAUCUCAUUGUGUUUUUAAUUUGCAUUUCCCCUAUGAUUACUGAUGUUGGAAAUCUUUUGCUUAUUUAACGUCUGUAUUUCUUCUUUGGAGUAGGGCCUAUUUAAAUCUUUUACGCACUUUUUUUUUUUUUUGACAGGGUCUUGCUCUGUCACCCAGACUUGAGUGCAGUGGCAUCAUCUUAGCUGACUGCAACGUCUGCUUCCUGGGCUCAAGUGAUCCUCCCUCCUCAGCCUCCCAAGUAGUUGGGACUACAGGCACAUGCCACCAUACCUAAUUAAAAAAAAAAAUUUUGUAAAGAUGAGGUCUCACUAUAUUGCCCAGACUGGUCUCAAACUCCUGGGCUCAAGCAGUCCUCCUGCUUCGGCCUCCUAAAGGGCUAGGAUUACAGGCGUGAGCCACUGUGCCCGGCCCCUUUUGUCUAUUUUUAAGGUUGUUUUCUUAAUGAGUUUAAGACUUCUUUCUAUAUUCUGUACAUGAGUUCUUCAUCAUGUCUGUAUUUUACAAAUGUUAUCUCCUACUCUGUGGCUUGUAUUUUCAUUUUAAGUGUCUUCUGAAGAGCAGAAGUUUUUAAUUUUGAUGAAGUACAGUUUAUCUACUUUUCUUGCAUGGUUUGUGGCUUUUGUGUUUUAUCGAAGAGUCCUCUGCCGAGCCCAGUUUCACUGGGGAGCAGCCCAUGUUGUCAUGCUGGAAGUGGAAUUCCACAGCUGAUUUUGGAAUACUGACCUUGUAUUCUAUACCCUUGCUAGAUUUACUUAUUACUCCUAGUAGCUUUUCUGUAGAUUCCUUUGAAUUUUCCACGUAAACAAUCACAUUGUGAAAAGAAUUUCGUUUCUUUCCAAUGUAUGUGCCUUUUCUUUCUCUCUCUUGCCUUAUUAUAUACUAGUCAGGAGCUCCAGAACAACACUGACCAAGGUCCAGUUCCUAUAGAACAGCCUUCACAGUGUAGUCUGGUCCGUACAUUUUCCUUAACCUCUUCCCAGUUUUACUUCCUCACAAUUCUCCUAUAUACAUCCUUCCCUCUACAGCUGGCCAGGUUGCCUGUUUUUAUCCUUACACAUAUAUUUUGCACUCGCAUCUUUGCAUCUUUGCUCACCAUGUUCAUCUUGCCUGACAUGGUCUUUGCUUCAUUCUCUACCUAUCCAAAGUCUGUCUGUCUGUCAAGGUCUACAGCCUGUCUCUCUAUCUUGAUGUUCAUUUUGUCUCUUCGCUCAUUCUCCACUCCUGUCCGAAUGGCCUUCUCAUCGCCUUGACAGCAGAUGCCAUGUAUUCCUUCUUUGGUAUCUUUACUUCUGUAUUUCUCCCACCUAGGAGGUCAUUUCUUUCUCUUAUCAUCCAUCCACCUGUCCAUCCAUCCAUUAUUAAGCAUUAGCUACCUGCCAGGUAUAAUGGCUAGCAUGCAAGCUCCACGACAGCAAUAAUUUUUCUGUUUUGUUCACCUCUGUAAUAUAGUAUUGAAAAUGGUGCCUAAAACUGUCCAUGUGACAAGAGUAUUAAUACCCAGAAUGUACAAGGAAUUCAAACAACUCAAUAGUAAAAACAAACAAACAAACAAACAAAUAAUGCCAUUGAAAUGUGGGCAAAUGACAUGACAUUUUUUGAAAGAAGACAUGCAUGGUGGCUCAUGCCUGUAAUCCCAGCACUUUGGGAGGCCAAGACAGAAAGAUCACUUGAGGCCAGGAGUUUGAGACCAGCCUGGGCAACAUAGUGAGACACUGUGUCUACAAAAAAUUUAAAAACAAAAUUAGCUGGGUGUGUUGGCUCGCACUUGUAAUCCCAGCACUUUAGGAGGCCGAGGCAGGAGAAACGCUUGAGCCCAGGAGUUUGAAACCGGCCACACAAAGUAAAAAAAAAAUUACCUAGGCCCAGUGACUGGCACCUGUAAUUCCAGCUACUUGGGAGGCUGAGGUGGGAGGAUCACGAGUUCUGGAGGUUAAGGGUGCAGUGAGCCAUAGUCCUGCCACUGCACUCCAGCCUAAGUAACAGAGCAAGACCUGUCUCAAAAAAAAAGAAAAAGAAAAAGAAAAAAAGAAGACAUACGAAUAGCCAAAAGGUAUAUGAAAAAAUGCUCAACAUCACUAAUCAUCAGAGGAAUGCAAAUUAAAACCAUACUGAGAUAUCAUUUUACCCCAGUCAGAAGAGCUAUUGUUAUCAUAAAAAGACAAAAAAUGAAGAUGUUGAUGAGGAUGCAGAGGAAAGGGAACUCUUACACACGGUUGACGGGGCAUGUAAAUUAGUAUAGCCUCUAUGGAAAAUAGUAUGGCGAUCUCCCAAAGAACUAAAAAUAGAACUACCAUUUGAUCCAGCAAUCCCACUACUGAGUAUCUACCCAAAAGGAAAGAAAUCAACAUAAAUCAAAAAGAUACCUGUACUCGUGUUUAUUAUAGUACUUUUCAUCACAGCAAAGAUAUGUGUUUUGUCUUAAAUAUGUUUGGUGAAACAGUGAUCACUUACGGAAGACCUAUCUGCCAGUUGAGUGGAAGACAGAUGGAAGGAGGGUUAGGAAGAAGGCAGAGAAGUCAGCUGGGAUGUGCUGUAAUAACCCACGCAAAACUGAUGAUGGGCUGAAGCUAAAGCACUGAGAUGAUGUGGAGAAAGCACAAAAACAAGGACAAUUGGAAACUCCUGGAAAACUGCCCAGUCACCCAACGAAAAAGUCUUGGAAAAUCCCUAUGUCACCUGACCAAUUCCUCCUGACUGUUAGCGCCCUGCAGCAAGCCCAUAAUUCCAGGGAAUUUGCCUAUCCCUGUAGGCCCCAAACAGAAAUUACUGAUGUCUGGGGACCUUCAAUUUCAUACCCAAGGAAGGUCUUGAAUUUCAAAGGAAAAUCAAUCCAACGUGCAGUUGAUCAGUUGAGAUUGAGCAAUCCUCCUAUGGAUGUGAAACGAACCAGUAUUCCCCUUGAAAUCCAGAAACUGCAGCCCAACUUGAAGAUCUCUUUGCACAGUCCUAGAGUCCAGUCCACCAUACCCCAGCCCAUGAUUAUCCGCUCCAGGUUCUCUGGCAGCUUAAAGGGUGGAGACCAAGUGACCAGUUCAAUUGAAAGGCCUGUGUGCAGUAUGGGUCCCCUGACCAGUAUGCAGGUCAUUAAACCAAACCACAUGCUAGCUCCACAAGUGGGCACAGCCACCCUGUCUCUUAAGAAAGAACGGCCUCGCAUCUAUACAUCCCUUGAUCCUUUUAGAGUGAACACUGAGUUUGUGCUGUUGACCGUGAAGGAGGAGAAGGAGCACCAGGAAGCCAAGAUGAAGGAAUAUCAGGCCAGGGAGUCCACUGGAGUGGUUGAUCCAGGAAAAGCCAGCAAAGCUGCAUGGAUCAGGAAGAUCAAAGGCCUGCCUAUUGAUAAUUUCACGAAGCAAGGGAAAACAGCGGCCCCUGAACUUGGACAAAAUGUAUUCAUCUAAACCAGCCUUGGGAAAUUACAAUGUUUUACAAUAAACAGAAAGCCAAGCGG